Molecule: messenger RNA, 489 nt
Organism: Phytophthora infestans T30-4
Lineage: Eukaryota; Oomycota; Peronosporomycetes; Peronosporales; Peronosporaceae
Exons: 3
Coding region: 1-489 (162 amino acids)
Biological process (GO): positive regulation of cell motility; regulation of cilium beat frequency involved in ciliary motility; cilium assembly
Cellular component (GO): motile cilium; ciliary basal body
Source: RefSeq, a predicted model, not a curated record
AUGAACGCUGAGGAAUCCUGCGAGUCGGAUGACGAAGCGGAGCAAGAAUCAGUUUCUCUACUCUUGUACAUGUUGGAGCAGGUGUAUCAGUCGGGCUUCAUCUCGCUGCUCUACAGCGUCGGUCCGCGACCGCUACAGCUGUGCGAGAAGCGCGAGGACCGUGGAAGUAUACGACGCGUGCUCGAUGAAGAUGUGCAGUCAUCUGUCGUGGAGCUUUUAGCUGGUAACCUUGCGCAUACUUGGCUUCGAAUCCCUUUUGGUGCACAUGAGCAGCAACAAGAGUCGCUGUUGGCAUCAGCGUUGCAUAUUCGAUUGCGGCACCUGAUUCUGGCGCUCAAAAACCUCGACCAGCACGUGUCGCUGGAGGUUCACGUGGCCGACGAUCGCAGCAUAAGAAGACGCUUUUGCUUCUCUACGUUCCAGAAGAGCAGUGCCGUGCAUUCUCAACUUGCCCUGCUGCCGCUACAAUUGGACAGCGGCUGGAAUUAA